UCACAGGUCCUGGUCUGAGAGAGUCCAGACCUGCAGGAUCUGAGAGGCUCAGACAUGGCCAGCUGUUCAGGAUGUGGACCGGGAUACCGCAGCCCGCUGGACGCCAUGAAGGGUCCUCGGGAAGAGAUCGUCUAUCUGCCCUGCAUCUACCGCAACACUGACACCCUAAAACCCGACUACCUUGCCACUGUUGACGUCGACCCGAAAUCCUCCACCUACUGCCAGGUCAUCCACCGGCUGCCGAUGCCGAACCUUCGUGACGAGCUGCAUCACUCCGGCUGGAACGCCUGCAGCAGCUGCUUUGGCGACGCCUCCAAGAAAAGAAACCGUCUGAUUCUCCCGUCGCUCAUCUCCUCCAGAGUCUACGUGGUCGACGUCGGGACGAAUCCCCGAGCACCGCAAAUACACAAGAUAGUGGAGCCUGUCGAUCUGUACUGGAAGUGUGGCCUGGCGAACCCUCACACCAGCCACUGUCUGGGCAGCGGUCAGAUCAUGAUCAGCUGUUUAGGAGACCCGUCCGGCAGCGGCAAAGGUGGUUUCGUCCUGCUGGACGGUGAGACGUUCGAGGUGGUCGGUAACUGGGAGCACCCGGGUGAAGCGGCGCCCUUUGGAUAUGACUUCUGGUACCAACCUCGACACAACGUGAUGAUCAGCACUGAAUGGGGUGCACCCAAAGCUCUGGCUGAUGGGUUUAAUCCGGCCCAUGUCAAAGAAGGUCACUACGGCACAUCCCUCCAUGUUUGGGACUGGACCACCCACAGGAAGCUUCAGACGCUCGAUCUGGGUGAGGAGGGUGCCAUUCCCCUCGAGGUUCGAUUCCUGCAUGACCCCAAUGCCGCUGAGGGCUACGUGGGAUGUGCUCUGGCUGGAACAGUCUUCAGAUUCUACAAAACACCAGAAGGUAACUGGGCUGCAGAGAAGGUGAUCAGCGUUCCCAGUAAGAAGGUGGAGGGGUGGGCGCUGCCUGAGAUGCCUGGUCUGAUUACAGACAUCCUGAUCUCGUUGGACGACCGGUUUCUCUACUUCAGCAACUGGCUGCACGGUGAUGUCAGACAGUAUGACAUCACAGACAGGAGGAACCCACGAUUGGUCGGCCAGGUGUUUCUGGGAGGAAGCAUCGUCAGUGACGGUCCGGUCAGAGUCCUGGAAGACCCGGAGAACCAGCCGCAGCCCCCACCACGCAUCAUCCAGGGGAGGCGUGUCCACGGAGCUCCUCAGAUGUUACAGCUGAGUUUAGACGGUCGGAGACUUUAUGUGACGACGUCUCUCUACAGCGGCUGGGACAAGCAGUUCUACCCCGACAUGAUCAAAGCUGGUUCAGUGAUGAUGCAGAUCGAUGUGGACUCUGGUAGUGGAGGUCUCUCCCUGAAUGAAACCUUCCUGGUGGAUUUUGGUAAAGAACCCGACGGUCCGGUUCUGGCCCACGAGCUCAGAUAUCCUGGAGGAGACUGCACGUCUGACAUCUGGCUGUAGAAACACCUGAAGCCGACAGAGGAGGGUCAGGAAUAAUAAUCCAGAACAUGAAUGUAGUUAAAGAUCAAUAAACUCUGCUGUUCACUUUUUCUCAGCUGCUUCAGAACAUGUUGAAACACGAGCUUCAUGCGUCCUGCAGAACCCUGCUAAUGGUCACCUUUAAUCACAGGUUUACAGGUGACUUCCAGCUGACGCACACAGAACGCAGACACGAUAAAAGUGCUGCAUGUAAAACAUAAAGAAACACAAGACAAAAUGAACCCACAUUCUAACUGGACUUAAAGGACUGAAAUAAAAUGGCAGCUAGAAUAAUGAUGGAGACUAAAAAUUAGAAGAUCAAUUCACUGAUUAAUACAACAGUGUGUUUUAAAGUCAACAUGAACGCUCGACGUGAGGACGUUAGAAGCUUUUGGGACCGGUUUCACAAAGCUAUUUUAGACUUUAAACUGAAGUUUGGACCAGAAAAUUAGACCCCUCGGCUAACAGGUCUAAGAUUCUGUGUUACCAUGGUAACCACCAGUAACAACCAGUUACGUUACAAACAGCCAAAUGAAAGAGAAAAUGGCUCAUAGUUUGCAGUUUGCUGAGGAUAUUAUGGAGAGAGCUCUGAGAAGGGAAAGAGCUUUUAGGGACCGCAGUAACCUUCUAGAAAUAUACAACAAUGAGGACGUUUCAGCGGUCGUUUUCUUUUACCCAACGCAGCUCUCCUGAGUCUGACAGAUGAAUUAGCUGAAGCACUGAGCUUGUACCAUAUUCUUGGAUUUUUUCUGUAUAUCUUUGACGCUCCCCUCAAUGAUCAGGUUAAUGCUGUUUACUGUCUUCGCAAUUCUUUUCCAAAUCAAGUAUUUAGUUUGUUACUACACUCCGCUAAAUGUUCCAAGUAAAAUGUCCUUAUAUCUAUUAUACUGCUUCCACAAACACAUUAUUUCUGCUGGGGUGCGCUGCACUGAGCGGUUGGAUGCCCCUACUCAAUCCGCCAUAUGUUUUUAAAAGUGUCUUAUUUUACCCAGAAUUCAUUGCAGUGUAGUCCUACUUAAGAUACUCAGUGUCUUCAGUGCUUUGUGCAACAGUCUGAUUUAGAUGUCUAUCUUAAGUCUGACUCUCUUCUACAUCUAAGCCAUAGUCAAAGUCUAUCUUUGUGAAACCGGACCCUGGUCUGCAGAGUUCUGAAACGCUGAUGUCUGCUGGUGGAGGUUCCAGAUCUGUGUGGUGUGACGUCACCAGCAGGCGCAGGACCUGAUCAGAUCUGGUACCUACACCGGCGCUGCAUCGCGGUGAUCCUCUGUACAUAUUUGUGAUUAAACAUUUCAAUUCUUUGUGAAAGAAAUAAAACUGUUGAAACAAAACAACCUGAACUAAAAACAUCCAUCACACAUCAGAACACUUACUAUCAAAUGAUCAAUCAUCUAGUGUCAUUAUUAAUCAUUUCAUGUCAUCUUAUUAAUGUUGUGGCUUGUUAAGUGUGCUUUGCCUUCAGAAAACCAACCGGCCAAUCAGAUUUCAGCCUGAGCCUCAGGUUUCUGUCUCCUGCAGCGCCUCCUGCUGGUCAAACUGUGCCCAUUAGAUGUUUAAAUAAAGUUGUGUUUGAACUAUCA
Molecule: messenger RNA, 3068 nt
Organism: Micropterus salmoides (largemouth bass)
Lineage: Eukaryota; Metazoa; Chordata; Actinopteri; Centrarchiformes; Centrarchidae
Gene: selenbp1
Product: selenium binding protein 1
Exons: 12
Coding region: 55-1473 (472 amino acids)
Molecular function (GO): selenium binding; protein binding
Source: RefSeq, a predicted model, not a curated record